CAGGAACCCAAGGUUUGACUCAACUCUAGCAGGGAUAUGCUCGGAGAAACCUUCUCAUACAGCUCAAGCUCCUCAACAUCAUCUUCAUCUCAGACGGGUGCUGAUGGAUGCUACUACACUGAACAGAUUGAAAGAAGCUGCCGCACCGGAAGCGACGGAAGCAGGAUUUGUGAGAACUUGAAGAGAUUUUUUAGGCAGUGCCCGGGGAGACCUCUAGAGGAGCGGAGGGGUGAAGGAUCAGAUUCUACUUGGGCGCCUUUGAGCGACUCCGACCAUUCUUCUUCGCUAUCAGACUGGCCAGCCUCUCCCCUUGGGAUCUUCUCCAGAUUCUCUCCGUUCGGCGGCACAAGCAGAUUCGAUGGGCUGACGGAGCGUGCACCGUAUACAGAGAGUGAAGAAACCCUCCCGUCUGACAGCUCCAACUUUGAAAACAGAUACUACAGGAGAUACUUCGACCCUUCAACCUCAGCAGACUCACAUGAAAGCAGUUCAGUGCAAACGGAUGCCCAAGACGUAUUGAGACAAUUUCAAGACAUGGAAAGAUCAAUUAUGAGGGACUUUGCUAGUUCGUUUGGUUUUGGAUUGUUUUCUCCGUUUGGUAGACCAAUAAAUCGUCCGAGGUAUCAAACUCCAAACGAUUUCCGUCAUUUUGGUGGCGAGGAUGUCUAAUCUUGCUAGCGGCGGACUAUGGCCGCUGCCGCGCGAGUGCUCCGAAGUUACAGGACGGUCGACUGCCACACUGAGUGCCGGGGUCUGCGACUCAUGACUCUGAGUAGAAAGCUUGAAGUUUAACCUCCCGGGAGUCCGCCAAACCGUUGCCGUCACAUGACAGGCGGUCAUGCUUCAGUGUUACUUACUGUUAAGGUGCACUGUGACAGCGACAGCGGCAUUACGUUAGCUUGUUGGUUUUGGGGGUCCCAUUUCCUGUGGGGCUCUGAUCAUGACUCAGCAACUGCGCAUUGUGAAACGAAGUAAACUCAGUAUGAUGAUGUG
Guillardia theta CCMP2712 is the source of this 993-nucleotide messenger RNA. RefSeq lists its product as hypothetical. The transcript is spliced from 6 exons. The record is from RefSeq and is a predicted model, not a curated record. Bases 37 to 669 code for a protein of 210 amino acids. NCBI's taxonomy places the organism in Eukaryota, Cryptophyceae, Pyrenomonadales, Geminigeraceae.